Molecule: messenger RNA, 2198 nt
Organism: Pistacia vera
Lineage: Eukaryota; Viridiplantae; Streptophyta; Magnoliopsida; Sapindales; Anacardiaceae
Product: BRASSINOSTEROID INSENSITIVE 1-associated receptor kinase 1-like
Exons: 11
Coding region: 71-1906 (611 amino acids)
Biological process (GO): protein phosphorylation
Molecular function (GO): protein binding; ATP binding; protein kinase activity
Source: RefSeq, a predicted model, not a curated record
UUGAAUUUCGAGUUUCUUACCUUUUUUUUUUCGAUGGAGAUUUUGAAAUUGUAGUCCAACAAAAUUAGAAAUGGUGAAAUCGAACAGUGCGUUUUGGGCGUUUUUGUGGUCAAUAAUUGUUUUUUAUUUGGUUUUGAGAGUUAGUUCUAAUGCCGAAGGUGAUGCUCUGAAUGCGUUGAAGACAAAUUUAGCUGAUCCUAACAACGUUCUUCAGAGUUGGGAUCCUACUCUUGUCAAUCCCUGCACUUGGUUUCAUGUCACAUGUAAUAGUGAAAAUAGUGUGACGCGUGUUGAUCUUGGCAAUGCAAAUCUGUCUGGUCAACUGGUUUCACAGCUGGGUCAACUUCCAAAUUUACAGUAUUUGGAACUUUAUAGUAAUAACAUAAGUGGAAGAAUUCCAGAAGAGCUUGGAAACUUGACAAACUUGGUGAGCUUGGAUCUGUACUUGAACAAAUUAAAUGGUCCCAUUCCACCAACAUUGGGCAAGCUUGCAAAACUACGGUUCCUGCGUCUCAACAACAAUAGUUUGUCUGGAGAAAUUCCUCGGUCAUUAACUGCUGUUAUGUCACUGCAAGUUCUGGAUCUUUCAAACAAUAACCUUACGGGAGAUAUUCCUGUCAAUGGAUCCUUUUCACUUUUCACUCCCAUCAGUUUUCAAAACAAUAAGCUUAAUGAUCUUCCAAUGUCUCCGCCUCCUUCCAUUCCACCAUCAGCACCUGGUCCAUCAGGUAACAGUGCUACUGGAGCUAUUGCUGGGGGGGUUGCUGCCGGUGCUGCUCUGCUGUUUGCUGCCCCUGCAAUUGCACUUGCUUGGUGGCGACGUAGGAAACCACAGGAUCAUUUCUUCGAUGUACCUGCUGAAGAAGAUCCAGAAGUUCAUUUGGGGCAGCUCAAAAGGUUUUCUCUACGUGAACUACAAGUUGCAACAGAUAGUUUUAGCAACAGACACAUUCUGGGUAGAGGUGGGUUUGGUAAGGUUUAUAAAGGACGCUUAGCUGAUGGUUCUUUAGUGGCAGUUAAAAGAUUGAAAGAGGAGCGUACCCAGGGUGGGGAGUUACAGUUCCAAACAGAGGUAGAAAUGAUCAGCAUGGCUGUUCAUCGAAAUCUACUUCGUCUACGUGGCUUUUGCAUGACACCUACAGAACGAUUGCUUGUCUAUCCUUUUAUGGUUAAUGGAAGUGUGGCAUCAUGUUUAAGAGAGCGGCCGCAAUCACAAGAACCACUAGAUUGGUCCAAAAGGAAGCGGAUUGCGCUAGGAUCUGCGAGGGGGCUUGCUUAUUUGCAUGACCAUUGUGAUCCUAAGAUUAUUCACCGUGAUGUCAAAGCUGCUAAUAUAUUGUUGGAUGAGGAAUUUGAAGCUGUUGUUGGAGAUUUUGGGUUGGCUAAACUCAUGGAUUACAAAGAUACGCAUGUUACCACUGCUGUACGUGGCACAAUUGGGCAUAUAGCUCCGGAGUACCUUUCAACUGGAAAGUCAUCAGAGAAGACUGAUGUUUUUGGGUAUGGGGUCAUGCUUCUUGAACUCAUCACAGGACAGAGAGCUUUCGAUCUUGCUCGGCUUGCAAAUGAUGAUGAUGUCAUGCUCCUUGAUUGGGUGAAAGGACUUUUAAAAGAGAAGAAGUUGGAACAGUUGGUUGAUGGCGAUCUGCAGGGCAAUUACAUUGAGGGAGAAGUGGAGCAGUUGAUUCAGGUGGCUCUUCUGUGCACACAAGGCUCACCACAGGAGCGACCAAAGAUGUCAGAGGUGGUGAGAAUGCUGGAAGGCGAUGGUUUGGCUGAAAGAUGGGAGGAAUGGCAGAAAGAGGAUAUGCGCCAAGAGUUUAACCACAUUCACCACCCUAAUACUAACUGGAUCGUCGAUUCAACUUCCCACAUCCAGCCGGACGAAUUAUCUGGUCCUAGAUGAUACCUUUGUGCUUCCUUUUGACACCGCAUUCUGUACUUGGAAAGUGAUAUUGAUCCACAUUUGUGCAUAUAUUUUAUGUUCCCUUUUGUUUUAUUUUUUCUUUUUCAUUUUCAAUGUCCAGUUUAUAUCACAUAUUGUUGUAUCAGCACGGCGAUGUUGUAAUUUUUAUAGGGUUGCCAACUGAAGUUUUUAAACUAUAGUCGCUAGCAAAUGGGACGGCACCCACAUGUUAUCUUUAUGUAUUCAAAAUUUAGUAAAGAAUGUGACACGAAUAAAGGCAUCUUUCUCUGCA